Molecule: messenger RNA, 2480 nt
Organism: Boeremia exigua
Lineage: Eukaryota; Fungi; Ascomycota; Dothideomycetes; Pleosporales; Didymellaceae
Product: MBOAT, membrane-bound O-acyltransferase family-domain-containing protein
Exons: 3
Coding region: 370-2286 (638 amino acids)
Biological process (GO): ergosterol metabolic process
Cellular component (GO): endoplasmic reticulum membrane
Molecular function (GO): ergosterol O-acyltransferase activity
Source: RefSeq, a predicted model, not a curated record
CGAUGGUUGAUUACCUCAUCCAACCUGUGCCUAAUGAGUGAUUGCCGCUGCCACCAUGCAGGCACCAUCAUUACAUCAUCGUCAAGGGCGGAGUACCGAACCUCCGAACCACCACCUCACGGUCCUUCUCGUUUGGUCCGCGGGCCUCAGCGGAUACAGAAUCGCGUGAGCUGUACAAAGAUUAAGUUUCGCCCAUAGCAUUGUAUCCUUUUGCCGGUUUUUGUAAGCACAUAAUGCUCGAUGUUGCCGUCACACGAAUCCGCGUGCAGAACGACUCGCGUCCAAGCUCCUUAACACAUAUGACGACUGCCUGAAGCUCAAACAUUACACACCUCCGCAACCUUCUGAGAGCGGUUUAUACACCAGACAAUGCCGAAUAUCGAAUCCGAACGCCGACCCUCGGUCACAGCGCACGCGCUCGAUGGUCUCGCACAUGUACCGCGGAUCAACAGGGAGGGUUCAUGGACACCAGAGGGUUCAUCUGACAUGGACGUUGAUGGUGCCACCCAACUGAGAGUCUCCACGAAUAAGGCUGCCGCCGGCAAUCGAAGUGGGAAUACAACCGCGAUACCGUCUGACGGUAGCGAGGACGGGGCGUACGAUGGCAAGGGAGAUGAGAACAAGUACAAGGUGAAGAGGAAAAGCAUUCAGGUUUUGAUCGAUGAUUCGGGCAAGAAGACCCAGCAUAGUCUCACGGCUGAGGACUUCCGCGAGAUCAUGCAUUCGGGUAUGCAGAAGGAGGUGGAGAAGCUUAGCGGAAAGUCCAAGGCCAGACUUCGAGACUUGGUCUUCACCCGCCAAUUCACGACAUUCGAUCGUCAGAACCCAAGCGCCUCGCAGUCGCCGUUCCAUGGUUUCUUCACGUUAUUCUGGAUUGCCAUGGCACUUCUGCUCACACGUAUCGCAGCUUGGAACUAUAAAGAGGAGGGUUCCAUCUUUGGAAAGGCGGAGAUAUUACACUUGAUGGUAGAUCGCGACCUGUUCGUACUCUUGGCAACAGAUGCAGCCAUGUGCUGCGCAACCAGCUUUGGUUUCUUUUUGCAGAAAGCCAUUGCGGCGGGGUCCGUAUGGCAGCUGUUCUUCACGGGAUUUGUUAUAUUCUGGACUUUCUGGAGAGAAUGGCCUUGGACGCACACAGUCUUCGUUGUUCUGCACGUCUUUGUUCUGCUGAUGAAGCAGCAUGCCUACUCAUUUUACAACGGUUAUCUAUCGCGCGUGUAUCGUAGACGCAAUCUUUUAGAGCAGAAGAUCCAACAGCUGGACGGCAUAGACGCACAUGAAGGGCCUUCGCCUACCUCGCCAAGUGCAGGGAUAUUGGCGGCCAGUGGCGUGGACAAACCAAACAAAAAUGGCCUGACACACCGGGGGAGUCGUGGCCCAAAGUAUUCGACCGACUUCUCAACGGAGGAGUCGCAGAUUGCAUCUAUCGGUCACGCGAUUGAGGAUGGUGAGCCCCUUGACGCAGAGCAGAUUCAAGCGUUUCAUCGUAUCCUCACGACCGAGAUUACCAUAUUGAACGACGAGCUUCGCGGCAAAUGCACAACGACCGACAACAUGUACCCAAACAACCUAUCGCUACUUAACUUCGUUGAGUGGACCUGCUUACCUACCCUGGUCUACGAUCUCGAGUACCCUCGCCAGGAAAAGAUCAACUGGUGGUAUGUUGCCGAGAAAACGGCUGCUACAUUGGGCGUCAUCUGGGUCAUGAUCGUUGUGUCGCAAGCGUAUAUCUACCCUGUUGUCGUCGAGACCACACGACAGAAAGAGGCAGGCAUGUCGCUUGAUGAGCGCUGGAAGGAGUUCCCAUGGGUAGUCAGCGAUAUGUUGUUUCCUAUGCUGCUCGAACAACUCCUUUCAUGGUAUGUGAUCUGGGAGUGCCUUCUCAAUGUCUUGGCCGAAAUCACACGGUUCGCCGACCGCGGAUUCUACGGCGCUUGGUGGAACAGUGUAAGUUUUGACCAGUAUGCGCGCGACUGGAACAGACCAGUGCACAACUUCCUGCUGCGCCAUGUCUAUCACUCGUCGAUAUCGUUCUUUCAUUUAUCCAAGAUGCAGGCGACCUUCUUCACUUUCCUCCUCAGCGCCAUCGUCCAUGAGGUGCUCAUGUUCUGCAUCUUCCACAAGGUGAGAGGGUACCUCUUCACGUUUCAGUUGACGCAACUUCCUCUUGCUGCGUUCAUGAAGACCAGUUGGAUGAAAGAGAAGCACACGCUAGGCAAUGUGAUCUUCUGGUUUGGUCUCUUCAUUGGACCCAGUGUGAUCACAAGUCUGUAUCUGAUAGUGUAACGUAGCUUGCUGUAGUCGAAUAAUCUUCAAUCAAGUCAUUACCACCACAGCGCCUUAUGAUCUGUGAAGCCUUCCAUGUUAGCGUUAUGGCUUGUCGGAGUUGCAUGGUGUUUAAGGACCGGAUUACUUCCUCAGACACGGUAUGUAACAAUGCUUGCGUGAGGCUACUAUAUAGGAGGCUCGGACUUGAUGUC